Molecule: messenger RNA, 1623 nt
Organism: Cavia porcellus (domestic guinea pig)
Lineage: Eukaryota; Metazoa; Chordata; Mammalia; Rodentia; Caviidae
Gene: Cfap73
Product: cilia and flagella associated protein 73
Exons: 7
Coding region: 136-1104 (322 amino acids)
Biological process (GO): spermatid development
Source: RefSeq, a predicted model, not a curated record
UGUUGGUUGCCCGGGCAACUGGGGCUGCGCACGCUGGGCCGCUGCCUUCUGGGAGCCCGAGCUGGCGGCUGCGUCCUGGGCCCCCAGGGCCUCCCCACUUUGGCAAAGCUGCAGCGGGGGGCAACUGCAGGGUCCAUGGCGGUGCCCUGCGGGGAGCAUUUCCGACUGGCCCGGCGAGAGAAACUGCCCCUCUCUAGGAAGACUCAGGAGCAGAGAAUGGACCACUUCCCACCCAUUCUGCGGCUCCUGGAGAAGAGACAGGAGCUGGUGGAUGUGGACCGAGGUCUGCAGGCCCAGCAGAAGGAGUUCCACACCACCAUGGCAGCCCUGCGGCACCGCUGGGCGCAGCUGGAGCAGAAAGAGCAGGAGCUGAGGGCGUCCCUGGGCCGCUUCGACAAGUUCCUGCAGGACGCAGAGGCCCGGCGCGGCCGCGUGCUGCAGAGGGCGGAGGAGGAGCGGGAGCGCGCAGGCCGGCGGGAGGCCGAGGCGCAGCGGCUGCGCGCCCAGCUGGAGGACCUGCGGCGGGAGCGCGCGCGGCUGCAGCGCAGGCUGGAGCGCCUAGACCCCUGCGCGCGCCUGCUGGAGCGCGCGCUGGAGCAGCUGCCAGAGGUGGGAAGGGGAGGCGAGCGACUGCGGACCCACGCGAGUGCCCUGCGCCCCGCCCCAGUUCCAGGAGGUCCCCGAGCUGGUGGCGCGCUUCCAGGGCCUGGCGGACACGCGGGCCGCGCUGCUGCGGGCGGAGCGCGGGCGGCGGGCGGAGCUGGAGGAGGCGCGCGCGGCGCUGCAGCGGCUGCGGGACGCGGGGCAGGACGAGCUGCUGGCGCUGAGCCGGCGGCGCGCGGAGCUGCAGGAGCGGCUGGAGGCGGCGCGGGAGCGCAGGCUGCAGUGGGAAUCCAAGUGGACUCAGAUCCAGAGCACCGCGGCAGAGAAGACCCUGCUCCUGGGGCGCGUCAGGAUGUCUGCGCUCAACCUGUCCCAGCUAGUGAGCCAGCACCAGCCGCAGCCGCCCGCCCUGGACGUGGAGGACACGGAGGGACAGCUGGAGCAGGUGAAACUGUUCAUCCUCGACCUCUCAGCCAUGCUGGCCAGCAUCCCCCAGGCUGAGCGCAGGGCUUCUGGCCCCAGUCAGCCACAGUGAACAGUGGGGUGCCCUGCACUUCCGGUGGGGUGCAGGUUGCAGUUGCCCUGGACGUGUUUUCAUCAGGAAGAUGAGCUGUGCCUGCCCAUGCUGCUGUGGGACCUACAGAGGGGUGCACACAGGCACCCCAUAAAUGCCUGCACCUGUUUGACCUGGGAACAAGAGAGGGUGUGGAUUCCUCCAGGACUCAGGGACAGCCCCAUGGAGAGCUCUAGCACGGUGCUGGACAGGCAGAGGGGUGGAGCCCAGAGGAGGUUUGUGGGUGCCUGGUCGCCAGCCACUGUGGGGACUCUGCUGGGGGAUGGGCCUACCCCAAGGCCCAGCUGCUGGGACAACUCUGACCUAACCUGAAGAGCGACACAGGCCACAAGGACCCCAAUGGAGCCCACCCUCAGGGGCCCCAGGUGAUGCUGGAGGGAACCACUCAAAUAAGACUCUGUACUCCUGGUCCACCAGAGAUACUCAAUAAAGGCUUAUUAAAAUCC